Messenger RNA from Equus quagga, 4089 nucleotides. It is a transcript of the gene PPM1M, whose product is annotated as protein phosphatase, Mg2+/Mn2+ dependent 1M. The transcript is spliced from 12 exons. Gene Ontology annotation, biological process: protein dephosphorylation. Bases 1895 to 3535 code for a protein of 546 amino acids. The record is from RefSeq and is a predicted model, not a curated record. Lineage: Eukaryota; Metazoa; Chordata; Mammalia; Perissodactyla; Equidae. Gene Ontology annotation, molecular function: protein serine/threonine phosphatase activity.
UACCUCUGUUUGUAGCGGAGGACGGAUCCUGCGUGUGGCGGAGCGUGCGUGGGCGCAUGCGCCCAUGUCUGUGAGCCCUGUUCCGAAUGGUCUGCGGCUGGGGUGUGUCUGUGCGUGCGCGCGAGUAUGUGCGCCUGGGGCCAGAUGGUUCCUGAGCGCCUCAUGCUGGGCACUGGGCACCUCGAGGCGGCCUUCGUCAGCGGUGGGAGCCCAGACUGACCUACCAGGAAGCCAGCAAAUGAAAGGUGUCUGUGGCGGCGAGGGCCUUACGCAGAGACUGAGGGGCCACUAGGAAGAGGAGAAAUUUGAGUGGAGACUUGGAGGUCGGCCUGGCAGAGUGCAAGGAAUAGUUUUCUAAGAAGAGGGAACUGCAUGUGCAAAGGCCCAGAGGUUGAAGGAGGGCCAGAGCUUGGUGUGUCUGAGGAAGUUCCCUACUCCUAAUGAACCGGCUCCAUACCCAGCAACCUUGCCUUUUCUGGAAUCAGACCCUGCUGCUAUUACCAGCCAGUCCACAUAAUGUAUCUUCCAGACCACUCCAGUGAGUCCAAUCAGAGCCUCUCCUAGGACUUUGGGUGGGAAGAUUGGAAAGGAAGCCACCUUUUGGGUUAGGGGUUGUUGAGAGUUGAUGGUGGAGUGUGGGCCUGCCUGGUAACUGGCCUCGGCUCAAGCUCUCUGCUCACUGUCCCACUCCCCUACCCUGAUUAGGCAGCAUUGAGCCCCACUCUGUGGGCCCCAGGCCCUGGGUUUCUCUCCUGAGAGUCCAGCACACACAAAAUGGAAGGAUUUUCUCGUUUAUCUUCCUGUGCGCACCCUGAGUACUGAGCCUGUGCACUGCGCUCACCAUGACCGCCCCAGCCUUCACAAUGGAACAUAAAAACCCUGUGUGGCCCUGCAGCCUGACUUUGGGAGAACAGCUCAUAAGCAAAGCCCCCCCCCACUCAGAACCCUGCCGCAGCCCAGAUGGGGCCAGCAACACAGAGCCAUUGGUUAUAUCCACUCUCACACCCAGCCACCUCCACGGGCAAGUGGCAAUUCCACAGAACCGUGAGGGCCUCAACUUCUUAGAAACAGGAAUUAGCCAAGAAAACAGAUUAAAGAAAAAUAAUAAGGUUAUAGUCCCAUAAAAAUGACCAUCAGUGCAUGAACUGUGACUAGCAUAACUGCAAGGUCUCCCUGCCCCCGGACCCUUCCCUGCCUCAUUCUCCUUGUUUUUAUUGCUCUCUGAUACAUAUAUUUACCUGCGUAUUUGUUUAGUGUCUUCCCUUCCCUCAAGUUUUUGCCCCUGCUGUAUCCCGACACCUAGAGCACUGCCCAGCAUUGGUAGGUGUUCAGUAAUAUAGGCCACAUAAACAAACAUAUGAAUGAACCAUUAGAGUCUUUCUGUUGCGAAGUGUUACUGCAUGCUGGGCACAUUGAUUUAAUCCUCAUGACACCCCUACGAGGUAGGUGUUAUUGUCUCCUUCUUACGGAUGAAGAAUCUGACGUUCAGAGGGGUGAAGUGAUUUGAUCUGGGUCACAUGGUAGUGAGUGUCCCCAAGAACCUUAGUUCCCUUUACUCAAGACCUUGACACAGUCAAAAGAUGAGAAGUCCUAUAGGGCAGUAGCCCUCGUCCCCUCCAGCAGCCUCCCACACCUCAGUGAUGAGGGUUUAACCACGAAAGAGAGCCUCCUGGGUGACGGGGAUCGGAGCCCAGUCCUGCUCAGCUUCAGAGCCUGGGAUGCGGGUGAAGAGCCCAAGGGCCAGCAGAGUACGCAGGCCGACUCAAUCUGCCACUGAGAUCUUUCACCAGAAGGAGGAGAAAGCUGCACGCAGCCCCUCAGACACCAGAGACAGAAGAACCUGGAAGCUUCUGGAGAGAAAAAAGAGGUGAACAAGCCAGUCCAAAGAUCUGGAAUGAGAGGGGCUCUGGAUUGUAGCAGCGGCAACAACCAAAAGACAAUGAACAGAGCAGUCAGGAUUCUGAGGAUCAUCAAUGCAGAGAAAUCUGAGUUCAAUGAGGAUCAGGCCUCCUGUGGGAAGCUGUGCAUCCGGCGAUGUGAGUUUGGGGCUGAAGAGGACCAAGAGUGGCUGACCUUGUGCCCAGAGGAGUUCCUGACGGGUCAUUACUGGGCAUUGUUUGAUGGGCACGGCGGUCCAGCUGCAGCCAUCUUGGCUGCCAACACCCUGCACUCCUGCCUACGCCGGCAGCUGGAGGCCGUGGUAGAGGGAAUGGUGGCUGCUCAGCCCCCCAUGCACCUCAGCGGCCACUGCAUCUGCCCCAGUGACCCCCAGUUUGUGGAGGAAAAAGGCAUUAGGGCAGAAGACUUGGUGAUCGGGGCUCUGGAGAGCGCCUUCCAGGAGUGUGAUGAGGUGAUCGGGCGGGAGCUGGAGGCCUCAGGCCAGGUGGGCGGCUGCACAGCCCUGGUGGCUGUGUCCCUGCAGGGAAAGCUGUACGUGGCCAAUGCCGGGGAUAGCAGGGCCAUCUUGGUGCGAAGAGAUGAGGUACGACCCCUGAGCUCUGAGUUCACCCCGGAGACAGAGCGGCAGCGGAUCCAGCAGCUGGCCUUUGUCUACCCUGAGCUUCUGGCUGGUGAGUUUACCCGACUGGAGUUCCCUCGGCGGCUAAAGGGAGAUGACUUGGGACAGAAGGUUUUGUUCAGGGAUCACCACAUGAGCGGCUGGGGCUACAAGUGCGUGGAGAAGUCGGAUCUCAAGUACCCGCUGAUCCACGGACAGGGUAGGCAGGUCAGUGAAUGGCCCCUACCAAGAAUCCCUCUUAAAUUGCCUCCUACAGAGGCUCGGUUACUGGGAACACUGGCCGUCUCCCGGGGCCUGGGAGACCAUCAACUCAGAGUCCUGGACACAGACAUUCAGCUCAAGCCCUUCUUGCUCUCUGUCCCACAGGUGACUGUACUGGAUGUGGACCAGCUGGAGCUGCAGGAGGAGGAUGUGGUUGUUAUGGCAACUGAUGGGCUCUGGGAUGUCCUGUCCAAUGAGCAGGUGGCACGGCUGGUGCGGAGCUUCCUCCCUGGCAACCGAGAGGACCCACACAGGCUUCUGGCUUGCCUGGCCUCACAGUUGGACUGCAUUGCUUGGGUCCCCAAGUGUCCAACCCUGUGCAGUGAGUUCUCCCUGAGGGCUGGCCUUGCUUCUGUGUUCGGCCACCGAAGUGCAUCUGCAGGAUGGUCCCCACAGGUUCUCGGAGCUGGCCAAAAUGUUGAUACACAGCACACAGGGGAAGGACGGCAGUCCCACAGGGGAAGGGCAGGUGUCCUACGACGACGUCUCUGUGUUCGUGAUUCCCUUGCACAGCCACGGCCAAGGGAGCAGUGGCCACUGAGGAUUCAGACACCACAUCCUAGAACCACUCCGGGGCAGUCUGGGCAUCCUUCCACCAUGAUCAACAGCAGGCUUGCCUGCCCUGUCCCCGGACACAGCCCCGGGCUCUCACUCCCCCAUCCAACCCAUUUCAAGGGGAGCAUUUAUACCAGCCAGAGAGCCCAACUCUCCAGGUCUCCACAUUGGCAGGCAGGGAAAGAGCGCUGUCAAUGUUAACAUUCCUCCUGGCAGAGGCCCUUUACAACUUAGGAAAUCCACAGGAGGCUCCUCAAACAGGAUCCUUAACAGCCCAAUAUAGUAUUCCCAGAUGGGGACAGCUGGACCAAGGGCAUUGGCCAAGGAUGCCAGGAAGGGUAGACAGCCUGUGUUUGGGUCCAGGUCUCCAAUCCAUGAAUGUCAGGUAUCACUCAACAACCCCCAAAGUACGUGCAGGGUGCCUUAUGAGAAGCUGCGGGCAGCCUCCUAUCUGCUGAACAGCCAUCUUGAAGCAGCGCCUGGGGAGACCAGCUCCAGUCCUGCCCUGCUCUCCUCUGCCAAUGGAGGCGAGGCACAGGCCCUAGGGCUAAAGUUGGGGGGAGAACAGAAAGGGACAAGAGGAGCCCCAGAGUUGGCUGAGUGGGGAAUGCCUUCCAAUUGCUGCUCCUGCCUGUAGCCUGGCCUCCUGAUCGCUCCUCCCUGGCCCCAGCCCCACCCUGGGUUGAUGCCCAACAAUGCCUUUGUUUUGUUGCUCCCCAUCACCUCCCUAUUAUUAAAUGUUUUUGUGCACAAGA